AUGAAUGUUUGUAGUAAAUCAUUUAGUUGUAAAAACUUAAUUCACCUGAAAAGAAAACAUUUAUAUGAAAACUUUGUUAAAGAAAAAUCUGGUAAAAAUGAUUUUCCAACUUCGGCAAGAUGUCGUGUGAGAAAUCAAGUUGGUCAGACUAAUCGAUGGAGACUACCAGAGUCGUUAUAUAGUGAUCUACUAGGCAGUACACAAGCUAUUAAAGCUAUCAAUACAUCAUUGAACCACAGUAUAAUGAGUAUUAUCUCAGCUGAGAGUCCAAAGUUAAUGAACACUAAUACGGACAUUAAUCAAGUCUACAGCUAUCGCAUGUCAGAGGAUAGACCCUAUCGUCCAGUAUGUGCCAAUUAUUCUUCCAUAUCAGUGCUUCCGAUAAAAUCUUCAACUCGGUUCUCUCCUGCCAGUAAUAAUGUGAUGGAGCGAUCUCACACGAUGCCUGUUUUUGGAAUGGAAAAGCCCAAAACACCUGCCAAUGCAACACCAAGAGAUUUAUUUAUGUAUCAUUCCAAGAAAUCUUUAGGAGCUACACGCCCAGAUAUUGUAUUGAAGUGUUUAAAAACAGAAUGGGAAUUACACCGACCAUUUAUCAGGAAGUCUGAGACAUUGACUCAGUUAUUACAGGCAGCAAACCAAGACAAAACUCAGGUAUAUCACAAAAACAGCUCAACUGAGGGCCUGGAUGAAUUCCUAUCAGAUAGUGUUUAUCAUAAGAACAACAAAGUGAAAGUAGAGGGCAAUGGAACUGGUACAGAACAUCCUACAGACCUUGGAAUCCAGAAUAAGAAACGGGGCAAUACUGUAUUGAUUAUAACUCUUAAUAUAACUGAUAUUAAUGUCACUCGAAGAGCAAUGGCUAUAGCUCUAGGCAGUCUAUAUAGUGAUGAUAUAGUAAUACCAGAAGAAGAAGCAGGUUCUAUCUUAGCUGCAGCCUGUGUUUUAGGCUUUAAACAACUAAUGGAUAGAUGUAAAGAGAUGAUACUAAGCCAUAUUAACAACAGAACAGUAUGUAAAUACCAUCAAGCUGCUUCUAAGUAUGAUCAAGAUAUCUUAACAGAUGCUUGUGAAAGAUGGUUAGAGUUAAACUUAAUACCACAUGUAGCCAGUCAGAUUCAACUUCGAGAUGUUCCUUUAGAAUUACUACAGAAAAUAUUACGAUCUAAUAGAUUGUUUGUGUACAAUGAAUACAGUGUGUAUAAAACUCUAGCUUAUUGGGUUUUCUUUCAACUUAAUCCUGAUUUACAUUUGAUGCCUUCCCAUAGCUCUAUAUUGUCUUUCUUUAAUAGCUUAUCAAAAUCUUCAAGUUUGAUUGAGAAGGAAGAAGGACAGAGUUAUGCCCCCUUGUUUUCAGCUCUGCGAUUACAUGGUAUCACUGAUACUUGUAAUGUACAAGAUAUGCAGAUGACUAAUAUUAUACCCCAGAAAUGGCUAGUUGAUCUGUUAUCUCAACAUUAUAAUUCUCUACAAGCCGGAGGUGACAUGCCUUCAUUCAAAAAUUUCAACCAAUCAGCUAUAAGAUAUGGUUUUAUAAUAGAUACAGAACCACAUUACCAUUCUGAGAUUAUUUCUCUUCAUGGCUUCCAUUUUGAAUUGAAAGCAGUGAGACAAGGAAACUGUAAAACAUACGUCGUCUCUUUACAGAGAUUGAAGCCAGGUGAUCCAGUAUUGAGUUUCCGUCAAUGUGAACGUCAGACAUUUUCUAUGAGACCAGAUCGUAUGGUUAGAUACAACAUUACAGUGAACCACUAUGAUAACACACAUCAAUUACAUCAGCAGACUACUGGUGUCAUGUCUCAUAAAUUUGGUCUGGGAGAGAAAACUAGUCGCAGUGGCAGUUUAAAAGUUGAAAACGCUGAACAACCGAUUUUUGUCUCUCUGUCUCUUCUCUUCCCUCAAUCUUAAAAUUCUUUAUUUUUGUCUGUUUUUUUGCAAUCUUAUUAAAAUGCCCCUCCGAGUCUUUCGAUUCAGGUUUUUUUCUGUAGUUGACUUCACUUGCCAACCAUGAUCUGACGAAAUUGUUAUGUAUCUCAUGUUCAGGGUUAUAUAAUAUUCAACCAAUCAUAAUUAUCCUCUGUUCAUAAAAUAUUUCUUUCCUUUAUGAAGAAUUCUGGGAUAUUUCAUUUAAAUCAUUGACUUACAUAGUCAGCAGUUUAAUUGAAUAGCAUAUAGUAGGACAGCUACUGACAUUACUGGGCAAAAAUUUGACUGAACACAAGUUUAAGAAUAAUUAAGUCAGAUCCUGAAUGAUGAGUGUAGUAACCCUCAGAUCGAACAUGAAACGAAACAUCCAGAUUGGCAUUUUAAUCAGAUGGUUUUUAUACAAAUAUAUAUAUUUUGUACAAAUACAGUUACCUGCUUCAAAUGUCAUCAUCUUCAAUUAGGACAGAGGGAAUUUACUCUGAGUGUAAAAAGCAUUCAUGUAUGCUUUUCAAAAAUUGAUGAAAAUCUAAGGAGAAUAACUCAUGUUUUACAUUUUUAACUGGGAUUAGUAAUGUACCGUAUGUAACACUAUAUUUUGAUAUUAUUUAUUUUUUAAAAUCAUUUUAUGAUAUAUUACUCAACAGUGAAUAAAUAAAAAAUAAAAUUCAAAUUCAAUGAAAU
This is a messenger RNA of Lottia gigantea (owl limpet), 2607 nucleotides long. RefSeq lists its product as hypothetical. Lineage: Eukaryota; Metazoa; Mollusca; Gastropoda; Lottiidae. The transcript has 15 exons. Gene Ontology annotation, molecular function: protein binding. Bases 1 to 1908 code for a protein of 635 amino acids. The record is from RefSeq and is a predicted model, not a curated record.